CGUUGUGUAUUAUAUUUAAUAUAAGUGGUCUUGAAUUAAGAAUUUAAAUAAUGGCUGCGCUAUUUUUGCGCGAUACAGCUGGACAUAGCAUGCUGUCGCCCAGACUGUUCCUGGCCAGCACAACUUUGCUGAAAAGAUUUACAUCCAAGAUAAGCGCAGCUGUUGAACCGGAGGUGCUGUCAGAUUUAGAAAAGGAAAACAUAAAGCAUCGUAAACAUCCAGGCAUAGUGAAACCAAAUCAUGUAGAAUUACCCCAGCAGCUGAGUGAUGCACUGAAGCGUAUAAUAGGCGAUCAUCCAUUGCGAAAAGUAGUGCACGACAGUCAAUUGCUUAAUCGUUACAUAAAAUCCCGUCACCCGCCGCCGUCACAAGAGGAAGUUGAGCACAGAAAGCAGCUGAUUGUGGAGGAAGUCAAUGCAAAGAUGCCGUUGGAACGCCUGUCCACGCUCAGCGAGGAAGAGGCGACGCGUUGGCAGCGUAAACGUGAACUGGAAAUAAAUCGUCGUCUGGGCCAACGAGUCUAUGCUUGGAAACGAAUUGAUUAUGGCGCCUAUGAGGCUGUUGUCUACGCCAUAGGCAGAGCUGCACAGGAAUACGCGGUUUUGACGCGUGUGCUCAGUGAACUACAACAACGGGAUGGACAGUUUAAGCCACGUAGUUUCUUUGACUUUGGCUCCGGCAUUGGCACUGGCAUGUGGGUGGCUAGUGAGCUCUGGCGAGACAGCAUUUUUGAGUACUAUAAUGUGGACAGAUCCCGUGAGAUGAACGAACUGUCGGAGCUGAUACUGCAAGGUGGUCUUGAGAAUAAGCAGCGAUCGUUAAAAAAUGUGUUCUACAGACAAUUUUUGCCUGCUAUUGCCACAAAAUACGAACUGGUGGUCAUAUCACAUACACUCUUUGAGCUUUCUGAUCAGCAACAACGAGAGGAAGUGUUGCUUAAUCUCUGGCGUAAAUGUGAUGGUUACAUGGUCAUUGUGGAAGAGGGCACCCGACGCGGCAGUGAGCUGGUAAAUGAAGCUAGAAUGUUUCUAUUAAAAUCAGCGCUGCAAGCAGAAGAGAAGGCACAUACGUUAGCGCCGUGUCCGCAUGAUCAGAGGUGUCCACGACUUAGUGACUUGGCUGAUCGAACACCCUGCAAUUUUCCCAUUACAUAUGCCCCACUGCGUAUAAGCAGCGAUGUCAAAUCAGAUCGGGCUAGUUCGCUCUAUAGUUAUGUUAUCUUAAAGAAGGGUGCCACAGCAGAUGCCACACGUCCAUGGCCACGUAUAGUGCGUCCUACGUUGGUGCGAUCAAAACACUCUAUUUGUCGCACCUGCACUGCGGCAGGUAAUUUGCAGGAGGUCAUAUUCACAGCUGCCAAGCAUGGCAAACAAGCCUAUAGAUGCGCCCGUGUGAGUCGCUGGGGCGAUCGUUUGCCAAUGGAACUGGGCACACCAGAAACAAAGCCAAGCAAGCCCAGUAAAGCUGAGACAACACUGCUAGAUGAGCUGGCGUAGUCAACCAGUUAAUUAGGCCUUAAAAACAGGCUAAGCAAUUAGUUGUUUAAUUAUAUACAAACAAAUCGUUGCACUGUGUAAAUUUAAUUAAAUAUAUGCGUAAGCUUAUUGAUACCAAAUGAUGCUCAACUGGUGCUAGCACACCCUCGUAUAUAUAAAGGUAGAACAAACAAAGCUAUGUACAAAAUUUAUAGAGCAUUACGGGCGUUAAAUUUUGAUG
Molecule: messenger RNA, 1716 nt
Organism: Drosophila busckii
Lineage: Eukaryota; Metazoa; Arthropoda; Insecta; Diptera; Drosophilidae
Product: methyltransferase-like protein 17, mitochondrial
Exons: 3
Coding region: 51-1496 (481 amino acids)
Biological process (GO): translation
Cellular component (GO): mitochondrial small ribosomal subunit
Molecular function (GO): structural constituent of ribosome; methyltransferase activity
Source: RefSeq, a predicted model, not a curated record